AGCCGCACUAAGGCCACAGAGACCCUCGUGCCAGGCCACCUGCCCCGGGGCAGCCGCACGCUGCCGGCGGAGCCGGCCCCGCAGCCCGCCGGGGGAGGUGGCUCUGCCCGCUCUGCCGCCGCGGAAGUGCAGGCGCCGCCCCGAGAGGCCUCCGGGGCGCACUCCGCUACUGCGGGACCAUGGUGCAGCUUUACAACUUGCACCCGUUCGGGUCGCAGCGAGUAGUGCCCUGUAAGCAGGAGCCGGCGCACUUCUGCUGCGGCCAGGACGUGCUGUUCGUGGCCAGCACGGCGGCCAGCUGCAGGGUAGAGGUGUUCGCCGUGCGCGACCAGGGCCGCUGCGAGCCCCUGGGCUCCUUCGCCACUCUGGGGCCCGUGCUGCGCAUGGCGCACAGCUCGGCAGGAGACUAUCUGGUGACAAUUGAAGAAAAAAGCAAAGCAACUUUCCUAAGAGCAUAUACGAACUGGAGAUGUAUGUCUGCAGGGAGCUCUCGUGUGUGCGUUCGGAUGGUUGGUCACAAGAUGGAAGAGUCAUACAGUGAAACCUUGAAAGAACAGAUGUCAGUUGUUGAAAUGCCACUUUCAGACCCUCCACUGUGCAUUUCAUGUUGUCCCGUAAAUGGAGAUCUUCUUGUGGGCUGCAAGAAUAAACUAGUCAUAUUCUGUUUGAAAUACCUGGUCAUAAACCAGAAUUUGACUGUGUUAGAUUUUGAACGCUCCUUAAUUUUGCACAUUGAUAAUCUCAUUCCUGCUGAAGUUGCAUUUUGUGCCAGACAUAUAGCCAUAACAACAGAGCUGGACGUUCUAAUCCUGAAACUGGAACUGGUCCAGCAAAGUGCAGACAGGACAGAGCAAUGUGCUCAGGGAGUCAGUGCACCAGAAAAGACUGUGGAUGGAGGUGUGAAAGAUGAAAGCCCUUCAACACAUACUUUGCAGCUUGAAUUAGAUGAGUUCAUCAUAUGUCAGAAGCCAGUGGAACUGCUUGGGGAAGAAAGUAAGCUAUGUGAGAUACCCAUCACACUGGAAUCCACAGAGUUACCUACUGAGGACACAAAGUGCUUCCAAGUGCGGUAUCUGCUUUUCAGACGUUUUACACCCGACCAGUCACCGUUUGGGUUUUGUGAAGAGACGAAGCUGCAUUCUGUUCAACUGCUCCCUGUAUAUCAGACAGGAAGCUCUUUGACAGCCUAUGAGGAAACUGAGAACAAGAGAGAACUACUGAGUCUCUUUUGCUUUUUCUCUUUACCUCAUGUUGGAUAUCUCUACUCUAUUGGGAAGGUAGUAGAAGUAAUUUCUACUUAUCAGUAUUCAGAGAAGUCAGAGCAGGCAGUCCUUACUCCACAGUUCCUGCACGUCAUUACAAGUGAGAACCUGCAGUGUUUCACAGUGAGAUGCAGUGCAGCAGCAGCUCGUGAUGAGGAUCCCUAUAUUGAUACGACUGUGAAGGCUUGUCCACCUGUUACACUGGAUGUCUGCACAUUAAGAAUGCAGCUUUUUAUAGGACCAAGAGCUAUCUGUCAUUUCAAAAACCAUAUAAUUCUUCUGACUAAGGCAGACACAGAAGAUAUUACUGAAAGAAGAAAGCCUACAAGAAGGAUGCUUUCCAGAAAGGCUGACAGCAUCAAAUCCAGAACAAAUUCUGAGUCAGAGCCUGGUUGGAAUUUAUAUAUUAUAAACACUGUUUCAACCAUUCAGCUUUACAGAGAAAUGGUAGAUUAUAGUAGAACUUACGAAAACGUUAAAACUGAGAGCUGCAUCCAUCUUUUAAGUGAGGCUCACUUACUGAUCCGAGCAGCUAUAAUGGACCCUCAUUUCCUUAAAUCAGAUGAGAAAGAAGAACUUCUAAGAGCGUUCAGAGAAAGUUGUGCAUUCUUAGGAGACUGCUACAGCAGAUUUGACACAAAGGAUUACCACCUUGCUUUGCCAUACUACAGAAUGUCAGGUUUAUCCAUGACUGAAGUUUUACAGAGACUAGUUUCAGAAGGUGAUGAAAUACAGACAUAUGAGAAAGGACUUAUAUUUUACUUAACUCACUCUCUUAACGAAGACUUGAAUGAAGAAUUAAGCAAGGAAUCAGGAAAUAAAAUUCUCCAGAUAUUCUAUCUCGCUGACCCCGUGCAGCUGCCUCAUAUCCUUUGCAGCCCCUGCAUGAGAAACGUGUGUCCUUUGACAGCUGUGAAGUAUCUUCAGAAAGUAGAAAAGAUGAUGCCAUCAGUGGUCCUGACACUUACUAAGGCUUUUUUGGCUCUGAAAAUGGGAGACCUGAUAAUGUAUGAACAUGAGAUGGACUCCUAUAAGGAGACAAUGCUGGCUUGUGGCUUCACUGGGCAACCACAACUCUUGAGGCAGCGUAAGGGAGGAAUUGUUAUGCCAACUGAGUUUGCUGUUCACCUGAAGGAGAUGCAGCCUGGUUUACUCAUCGCUGCCACUGUGGCUUUACAUGAGAACAGAAAAAUUGAAUUGGAAGAAGCAGAUACCUUUUUCAAGAUGUUGUGUAGUAAUAGUGAAAACACUAUUCCUCAGCUCUUGGUGGACUUCUGGGAAGCUCUUCUUGUAGUGUGCUCUCAGGAAGAAAUACUUCAGGAGCUCUUGCUGAGGGUUACUUCUCAGUAUGUUUGGAGGAUAUCAAAGAAGCAACUUCCUGAGACUAAGCCGUUAAAAACAACAGAGGAUCUGAUAAAUUCCUGUAAUCAUUUUGGGUUGAUUUUCCCAUGGGUGACUUCCAUAAUGUCAACGGGAUGUUCAUCUGAUAAAGAUUACCAUGAAGACAUCUCAAGACUACAGUCUCUUUUAUGUAGUCAGUCAGUCACUGUGGCUUCAGUUGUGCCUGUCCUGGAGCCCCUGGCAGAGGCUGGCAGUGUGGGCCUGGCCGUGCGUGUGCUCUGCAGUACCCGGCUGGGCAGGUACGAGGAGGCCCUGGAGCAGCUCCUGCCGAGGUGUCCUGGUGCGGCCGUGCUCUACGCUCAGCACGAGCUCAAGGGUGACAACCAGGCUCUGUGGUGGAACAAGCUGCUUCCUGAACUUUGCAAGAGAACUAGACUCACGGGAAAUGACUGCCCUGUUCUCAUUUCAGCACUCAAAGAAACUUUAUCAGUUGUUGCAAUGGAAUUGGAACUAAGGGAUUUUGUCAGUCUUCUACCAGAGGAUGGAACUGCAGCAUUUUUCCUGCCACAUGUUCUUCACUGCAGCCAGAGGAAGCUGCUGACCUAAAACAAUGAAGUCUACUAUCCACACAAAUACAAAGAAUGUGCUGGAAUAAAAAAGCAAAUGAAACAAAGAAGCAAAUGAAAGAAACAGCAGAGCUGUAUAAAAGGUACUGUGGGACUACCCUCACAUAAAUCAUCUUACUUCUUCAUUGAAAUCUUACAUGAACUACUGAAGGACAACUGUCAUCUGAGGUAAAGCAACUGUUUUGAAGGUAACCGUGGUGACAACUGAAAAAUACUGUACAGUACAACUGGACAUACAGUGUUCACUGAAAGUAAAGCAGGAAGUCAGUCUCAAAUCUGUAUUAGUUGGAUCACUGACCUAGGGAGUUCAGGCUCAGGCAUGUGUCUACCUGUAUGAGUAAGUACCUUACUCUUCCAAGUGGUUGGGCCCUACUGACUUCAUUUUGCAAUGCUGGAAUUCACUCCCUUGAAUUCCAGCUGGCAAAAUCAGUCAGCUGCUCUGUCAUCCUAAGGACAUACCCAUGCGAGUGUUACACUGAAAAUGUUUUAUUUAGCAAUUCACAAGAAAAGGCCAUAAAUCCAAGAGAAACAGAGGUGGAAGAUAGAGACUGCUGCUUGCUUCCUGGUUUUAGUUUUCUUUCUUCUGUUGUAUUCAGUUAGUAGAAAAGUAUUUGAAGUAUCACUAGGCCAUAAAUCCAGCUGAAAACUCUUAUUUCUUCUAGUGUUUUGCUAAGCAUCUGGGGUACUUGUGCAUGUAUAUACUGAUGUUUGUCUCGUGAACAGAAAGCAUACUUCUGUUCCUUCAGAGCUGGAAUUCAGUCAUAAUAAACUGUCACAAUGUUUAUGACUUUCUUA
Messenger RNA from Pseudopipra pipra, 4024 nucleotides. It is a transcript of the gene HPS3, whose product is annotated as HPS3 biogenesis of lysosomal organelles complex 2 subunit 1. Gene Ontology annotation, cellular component: cytoplasm; BLOC-2 complex. The transcript is spliced from 17 exons. The record is from RefSeq and is a predicted model, not a curated record. Bases 180 to 3209 code for a protein of 1009 amino acids. Lineage: Eukaryota; Metazoa; Chordata; Aves; Passeriformes; Pipridae. Gene Ontology annotation, biological process: organelle organization.